Messenger RNA from Aspergillus alliaceus, 1707 nucleotides. RefSeq lists its product as uncharacterized. Lineage: Eukaryota; Fungi; Ascomycota; Eurotiomycetes; Eurotiales; Aspergillaceae. Gene Ontology annotation, cellular component: nucleus. The transcript has 6 exons. Gene Ontology annotation, molecular function: transcription cis-regulatory region binding; DNA-binding transcription factor activity, RNA polymerase II-specific; zinc ion binding. Gene Ontology annotation, biological process: positive regulation of transcription by RNA polymerase II. The record is from RefSeq and is a predicted model, not a curated record. The coding region runs from base 1 to 1707 and encodes 568 amino acids.
AUGAGGAUCGGAAGGGGAUGUGAGCGCUGUCGCCUUCGUCACAUUCGGUGUACCACUCGGACUGGAGCCUCCGCCUGUAACGCUUGCACCCGCUUAGGCCGUACCUGUCGUCUCGAUCCUCCCUUUCGUUUCAAGUCUGUUCGUCAUGUCUAUCAGAAGAGCCAAGGUGCUGCCUCGAAGUUUGAACUGGAGUGGGAUUCAAGGCAGACAUGGGUGAACGUUCCUCGGUCUUUGACCUUCGUUCAGGAAUCGGCGGAAGAGUCCACGGACGGAAGUACAAGCGAUGCUGCACCAGAUCCUCAGGGCGAUCACCCGUUUCCGCCGGACGGCCUUCAUCCAUCUAUAUCUAAUCACUUCUCAGCUCACGUACCUUACUCCGGGCCUCUGAAUCCACUCGAGGAGGUCCCUACUAUUCCACAGGCGGAAGCCUCCAUCGCCACUCCCUCGGUGCUCGAUGAACAAUUUUCGGUCAAAGCCACAGCAAUCUCUCCCAGCGCGAUCAAUGACAGAGCCUCUCCAUUAGCAUCCACCAGUACGUGGGCCUCACCAGUGACCCCAUCGACACCGCGGUCGACCUCCUCAUCGACGAUGACGUCUCGGGAAGCAUUCCUGUUGCGCUCAUACAUCAACAAAAUAUCACCUUGGUUAGACAUCUGUGACUCAGGGUCGAAUUUCAGUACGGAAGUACCACGCAGAGCGCUCCAUGUGCCAAUAGUUCUAAAAGCGGUGCUAGCCCUAUCUGCCCGACACGACGCGAUCAUGUCCGGGGCGAACGAUUGGGAAGCCUCCGAAUACCACAGCCAAUGUGUCGAGCUGCUCAUAGCUGCUCUCGCACGGCCGGAGGACACAUACGAUGACAACCUGCUCGUAUCUGUAGUGAUCCUGCGGAUCUACGAGGAACUCGAGAGUGCGACCGAUGAAAAGUGCCAUUUCCUCGGUUCCAACCGGCUCCUGAACACCAUGUCUAGAUCUGCAUCGUCUGGCGGGCUGACGGAGGCCGCUAGCUGGCAGUUCCUACGGCAGGCCAUCUACGCCUCCAUCGUCCAGAAUCAGCCGAUGCAGCUUGAUUUGAGGAAUUAUGAACAGUCCUCGGUUUUCAAGCGGAGCGACGAUGCAGCCUACGCUAACGUUAUCAUCUAUUACUGUGCUCGGAUUCUGCAGCGCUGCUCGGACGGCCAUGUGGAAGCCGUGGAUGAGGAGGAUUGGCAUGAUCUGUGUAGGACUGUGGAGCACUGGUAUCGCGACAGGCCCGUCAGCUGGCAGCCGUUGCAGUAUAAGGAUGCCAAUGUUGCAGAGAAUCAGCCGUUUCCUGAAUUGUGGGUAAUUUCGCCUCCGGCCGUGGUUGGACUACAGUACUAUCACACCUGCCAGAUUCUCCUGGCGACAUCGGACCGCCAUUGGGGGGUAGUGAGCAACUACGAGCGUGCUCGUCUCCGACGGAUCGAAGAGGUUAGUGCUUUCGGAGCGAUUGCGUCACACGUGGUGCAAGUGAUUGGGCUAUCCAUGUCGAAUGAAACGGUUGAAAAUGCAUAUUUCAUGGCGUGCCACUUACUCUAUCGAUAUGGACAUUGCCUGCGCCAUCCUGCCGAGAAGCGGGGAUCGCUCCAAUUCCUGAGACAGGUGGAAGGCUCCGUGGGCUGGCGCACGGGAUGGAUUAUCCGCGAAUUAGAAGAGCAGUGGAGCGAGUUGCAAGGAUUGGAUUCGUGA